Messenger RNA from Trichoderma virens Gv29-8, 3042 nucleotides. RefSeq lists its product as uncharacterized. The record is from RefSeq and is a predicted model, not a curated record. NCBI's taxonomy places the organism in Eukaryota, Fungi, Ascomycota, Sordariomycetes, Hypocreales, Hypocreaceae. The coding region runs from base 1 to 2844 and encodes 947 amino acids. Gene Ontology annotation, molecular function: DNA binding. The transcript has 4 exons.
AUGAGCGGCCAGCCGUACGUCACCAUUCGCGGCCGCGAAGAUGGAGUUGGUAUAAGAAACGGCGCUCCCGUACCACAGUCGGCGGCGCGGGCGUUUCCCAAUCGUGGCCGGGCAUCUCAGCGCUAUAAAAAUGUCCAGGCCCUGCUUGUGCACUGGGGCUCCGACGACCUGUUUGUUCUUCCUGAGCUCGAGGAUCUGGAAAAGUGCAUGCGAGAAGAUUAUGCGUUUGGCACCGACAUCUUUUCUAUCCCGUCCGAAAACUCGCAUCUGGAGCUCAUGAUGAGAAUUGGCCAGCUCAUCAAGGACCACGAAUCGCCCGAUACCCUUUUCAUUAUGUACUACGGUGGCCAUGCCCGAAUUGAUGAAUCAAGGCAAAGCACGUGGUGUGCUACGCGAGAUCCCGACUCGCCUUGGUUGCAAUGGUCCGCAAUUCAGACACUCUUGGAACGAUCAAAAUCCGACGUUCUCAUCCUCCUAGACUGCUGCGCCGGAGCUGCCAGCGCGACCUUCCCUACCGGCAACAGCAUCACGGAGACGAUAUCAGCGUCCAGUUGGGACGCCAUCGCCCCCGAUCCCGGAAGGUACUCAUUCACAAACGCCCUCAUCGAAGUCUUGCAGGAAUGGCGGCAUCGAGUCUUUUCCGCUGCUAUGCUUCAUGCCGAGGUGCUCGCACGCUUGAAGCAUCCAAGGCCCAUCACCAUCAACGGCAAGCACUUCGAGGCCCGCUCGACGCCUGUUCACUUUAUGAUGACGGCCAAUCAUAAAGCACCAAGCAUCGAGCUGUCCAGGACGAUGCCGGAGGAGAAGAGAUCUCACUCGGUUCCUACCAUCCCCCACCAGGAUAUAGAGCCCAUGGGAGGCCCUGUCGGCGGCCAGACGCCACCUAUGAUCACUGCUGGUGGACGGGCAGCAAAUCCUGCAGAUGCUCUUGUCGGAAACGUCGUUCCGAACGAACCCACCGAGGACACCCCUCAUGUGAUGAUAUCGCUGGCAUUGGAAGAUGAUCAAAGGCUAGAUAUCAAUGCAUGGGAACAAUGGCUAAAUGCCUUCCCCGCCAUGGCCCGGUACGUCAAGAUUCAAGGUGUUUUCAAGAGCCACUCUACCUUGGUCUUGGUCUCGAUGCCUGUCAUGAUCUGGGAUCUACUACCAGAGGAUCCAGCUACUUCCUUCGUCGCCUUUAUCCGUUCAAACAACAUAGCAGCCCAGAAACCACAACCGUCGCCAAUUACUACUUCCGUACCGGCAUCUCGGUUUCAAUCGGAGACGGUAGGCCCGGAUUCGGCCUCUUUCAUGUCUGGUGUCUCAGGCACCACCUUUGCGCCAACCGAGGCCAGUCGCUUUGGCAGCCAGUUUAGAAGCUCCUUCAGCUUCAAUUCCGCCCGAGAUGUGAGAUCAGCUCGGAACGCAGCUCCGGCUAGCCAGCCUGGAACGCCACAGCCAGGACCAGCUCCCUCUUCAUCUCCGUCGAACAGACAACUGCCAUUCUCCAGGUCCAUGAGCUCCGCAACAUCUCUUCCCGCUACAUAUGCAAACCCAUCUUCUCUCAGCACCAGCCCUGUAAUAUCCAGGCAAAUGAUUCUUAAUCAACAACAAUCGCAAAGACGCACCACAUUUGGUGGUUCCGAUGUUCCUGAGCCUCAAAGCUUCUCUGCACACGUUGAGAAGCGCCUGGAGGAAUAUUACCAGAGACAACCACUUCCAAACGAUGGCGAGAGUGCUUUCCUCGCCUCCAACCUUGGAAUAGAGCCUUUCCACCUCGGCCUAUGGUUCCACCACCGGCGCGAACGGGAUUUGGUCACAAACCGGCUGGCUACCAUGAAGGUUGGCGGCAUACCAUUCAGCGAGGAAGGGGGUCCACUGUUGAUCUUGCCGGCGGAUCUCAGCCGGCUACUCGAAAUAUCACAGCCCGGACAAACUCUCCUAUUUGAUAUCCGAUCGCCAUCAGAUUACCAAAGAUCGCACAUUCGCGAUGCCGUAAACCUUCGAGUGCCCCAAAACUUCAUCAGAGACGCUUCACCCGAGAUGAUUGGCCGUACCAUCUCAGAAGAGCAUGGGCAUGAAGCCUUUUCUAAAUGGCAAGAAGCAAGAUGCAUAGUCUUUUACUCUCGUGGACUAGAGAGUGCAUGGGAGUGUCCCUCGGCAACAUCCUUACUUCGCAAGCUCUCUGAGUUCGGAUGGACAGGAAGAAGCUUUGUUCUCAAAGGCCACUAUCGCGAGUUUAGUGCGUCCUUUGGGCAAUACAUUGUGGACAGCAAGAGCCCUGAGGCAGAUAACGCCCAGCAGCAAAGUGGAGAGCUGUCCAACGAAGCUGCUGUCGAUCCGACACAGAACCAUGAGCAAUACUCUCAAUGGCUUGCUCAUGUAGAAGCAGAGGAUCGAUCACGUAUGAAUGCGUCCUCUCCUACACGGACUACUGAGAGGACAGAAUUCGUCGAGAGCCAGGAGCAUGAGUUGGAAGCGGAACUAAUGGCUCGGUGUGGCGACUUGUAUCGGAAAAUCCAAGACGUUCAGGCGGGCAGGGACUCAUCGUGGCACGACAACUUUGACAUAAAAGCACCGAUGGUCGAAUACCUCGACCGUGGUCUGAACAAAAUGCGUGCAUAUCAACCGUCGCCACAGCAAUUGCCGCCUAGUUCUAAGCUAGCUGCUGAGGGUUAUUUUGAUCGACCUCCUCCGGAGUUGGAGGAUGGUGAUGACUACGUGGAGAUUACCAAGGGCAGCGGCUCUACUGGCGUCUCACGGUCUGGAGUUCAGGUCUCCGCAGAAAGGGGAAGUCCCGGCGACGAGCCUCUACGCAGAGGACGUGGAGGUGGUUUAUUAAAUAAGGUGUUUCGGCGGGCAUAAAGCAUGGGGCAUGGGAUGAGUUUAUGAAGAGGUCACGGAUUUUCUUGCAUGAAUGUGCUCGAGCAGCACUUCAAGGUGUUUAUGGGGGUAUGAUGAUACCAUGGAUGUAAGCUUUGGACAAAACCAGCGGCGUUGGGUUGCCUUAAAAUAUACAUGUACUCUUUUUGAAUCUUUGCAAAAUACAGCAUUUCAUUAGCC